AUGGAAAAAGAAGAAAAAUUGAACCGUUCUUUGUCCCCUCCUAAAACUUGUAGAAAUUAUUCAACCACUUCCUCAAAUAGUAAAACAAGGUCAUCCUCAACAAAACAUAGCCACAACAUUUCAUCCUUCGAUAAUUCAUUGUUGUCUUCCAAGAAGAGUAUUGUUAGUAAUUCUUCUUUGAAGAGUAGUAACAGCACUUGGAAUAAGACUAUCUCUGAUUUAGUUGAUACUGCUGAAAUUGGAUGGGGAGUAAAAAAACAAGAAAAUGAAGAAGAAGAAUUUUCAUUGGAUCUUGGACAAUUAACUUCUAAAUAUAAUAAGAAGAGUAUCAUACAAAGCGAGUUUUAUGAUAAUUCUCAUUUUGAGGGAUUCCUUACACAUAGACGAGCUCCACCUUCUCUCUGCACAUCACUUAAAUCAAAUAACCCAUCGAGAAAUCACAAAAAGACAAAAAAGAGAAAGGAUUUAAUUUUUGAUUAA
This is a messenger RNA of Naegleria gruberi, 480 nucleotides long. RefSeq lists its product as uncharacterized. NCBI's taxonomy places the organism in Eukaryota, Heterolobosea, Eutetramitea, Acrasida, Naegleriidae. The record is from RefSeq and is a predicted model, not a curated record. The transcript has 2 exons. Bases 1 to 480 code for a protein of 159 amino acids.